Messenger RNA from Penicillium longicatenatum, 672 nucleotides. RefSeq names its product guanylate kinase. Gene Ontology annotation, biological process: purine nucleotide metabolic process. Lineage: Eukaryota; Fungi; Ascomycota; Eurotiomycetes; Eurotiales; Aspergillaceae. The coding region runs from base 1 to 672 and encodes 223 amino acids. Gene Ontology annotation, molecular function: GMP kinase activity. The record is from RefSeq and is a predicted model, not a curated record. The transcript is spliced from 3 exons. Gene Ontology annotation, cellular component: cytosol.
AUGGCUUCAAUCUGGAGAGGGUUGUCCAGAAUAGGUCCACGCGUGACAGCCGUUGGGCCCAGAUCCCUCCGGCGUUUUGGGACAUCCGUUAACAAUCGCGUCACGACCAACGCGUCUGAAGCACCCUCAGAUAGCAGAAUAAUCGUCAUCUCUGGUCCGUCGGGCAAGCUCUUCGACGCGCAUCCCGACACCUUCGCAUUUACCGUAUCCCAUACAACGCGCGCGCCGCGACCCUGUGAAAUCGAAGGCACAAAUUACUUUUUCGUCAACUCUUCCAAAUUCGCCGAUCUAGUUUCCCAAGGCGCCUUUGUCGAACACGCAAAAUUUGGUGGAAAUCAAUAUGGCACGAGCCAACAAACAAUCUCGGAUCAAAUAGCCAAAGGGCGAGUGGUUGUGCUGGACAUUGAAAUGGACGGCGUGAAACAGAUGAAGGCGAACCCAAGUAUUGAUGCUCGCUAUAUCUUUAUCAGUCCGCCAAAUUUUGAGGCUCUAGCGAAACGUCUUCGAGGACGCGGUACUGAGAAGGAUGAGGCUAUCCAGAAGAGGCUUGCCCAAGCCAAGGCUGAACUUGAUUAUGCUCAAACGGGCGCUCAUGACAAGAUCAUUGUCAAUGAUGAUCUACAGGUGGCGUGCAAAGAGCUUGAGGACUUUAUUUUCCUGACAGGUAGCUGA